AUGAAUAAUGAACGGAGGAACAAGGUGUACAAGGGAAGAGGGUUUAUCCUGAAGGCAGCCAGCAAAGAAUACUUGGAAGGCAACAACAAAAAAAAGACAAAGAAUACCCUCAAUGAUAGGAGAAGAAAUAUAUUUAAUAAGUACAACCCAGUGGUAUUACCCCUAUUAGGAAAUUACAAAAGUAGGAAGGAUGAUCAAUCCGGGAAGAAUGACAUUAACCUGCUGAAGGAGAGCGAAAUAAAUAGCUUCCUAUUGAGGAACAAAGCUUUUCGUCUUACAUGGUCAUGUAUUAUUGAUAAGAUUCAAAAAGAAAUAGACAUUCAGAUUUCCAAAAAUUUGAGUAAUGUAUUCGAGGAAAUAUACUCCUACUCAGUUUCUAACCAUGAGUAUUUGCCCCUCAUUUUGAUGACGGCUGGGACGAAUGUAGCGGACCACGAGAUAAUCAUCGAUGCUCUGUCGUACGAGUUGAAAAAAUGGAAUUACAACAAGGCGGGUAGACGUGGGGAAGCAGAUAUUCACAGAGGAAACGUUAAUGGGGAAAGCAUCCAUUCUUCCCUUUCCGCCACUGCAGGCAUUCCUCACACUGGUUUGAAUAUUUUGAAGUCUCUCAAGGGAGUAGACGAAAAAUGGGGCGUAUCGAAUCUGAGUAACGGAGGAGAGAAAGCACCCUAUUUGGAGGAGCAGAAUGAGGCACAAAAGGGAGUGAAUCACUCUUGGGUGAGUACUAACAAGGAGGAGGUAGAAGGAAAAAGUAGAGAAAAGAAAAGGCGUCUAAAUGGAAGUUUCGACGAGUUUACUCAGAACGAAUCCGAGUCGUAUGAUGAAAAUGAUGUGUACUUGUGUUCUCUCAAUUCCAGUACAUCAAAUAAUGUGAAUGCAGCUAUUUACAAUAUAUACAGUCAGCUCUACAGGGAGUACAAGACAAGGGAGUUUUUGGCUAAGUACAAAAGGAAGAGGGGAUCUAAUGGAGGGGAUAAAUACCCUGGUGAUGUUCGUGUGAGUCCAAGAAGGAUGAACAGUAACGAUGCAGAGGUUACUCCUCUAAAUGGGAAGAAAAGGGAUAUAUCAUCCUGUCCAUUUAUUCCCAAUGGAGAGGAACGCUCCAAUUAUUACAAUGUGGGUAAAAGCAUGGUAGGUAAAAGCAUGGUAGAUAAACACAUGGUAGGUAAAAACAUGAUGAGUAAAAAUAUGGUGAGUAAAAACAUGGUGAGCCUAGACAAGCUGAUAGAGUUGUACCGACAGAUGAGCGAAAUUGAUAUAAAAAAAGAAGUUGCAAGUAGUGGUCAGAAUAAUAUUAAUCUGUCGAUGGAGAUGUCUGAUAUAUACAGCCAAAUGAAUGACGAAAAGGAAUAUUUUUUUCAAGCGCAUGCAGAGGUUACAUUAUAUAGUGAACAAAAUGGGUACUUCGAAGAUGGAAGAAAAAAAGUUCGAGUGAUUAUUCUUAUCCAUGACUGCGAGUAUUUUAACAUAAACGUACUGAAUGGUAUAUUGAAUGUUUUAAUAAAUUUACGUAUAGAAAAUAAGUUGUGCCUUAGUGUUAUUCUGGGGGUGUCGACACCUUCCUUCUUCUUUAGCAGAAUCACAACUCCAGAUACACAGAGUAAGCUGCGCAUUAAGACCAUCGACAUUUUGAAUAAUAAAGUAAUUUGCGAGAGGGUGUGUGAUGAUCUCCUUUUCGGAGAUACCUUGCCAUUUAUCAUCAACUUUCGUACCAUGCAUGCGGUGAAGCUUCUUUUGCAUAAGAACAAUCAGUCGAUUAGCCACUUGGUUCACAUUCUAUACAUCUUGACGAAGGAGUUUUACGAUAACAAUUUGUUUUCCUUCUUGUCCCUCCCGAUGGAGUACUACUUGGGUUACCCCUUGGUGGACGCCUCGGAGGGUGAACCCGUGACCGAGUACUCUCCGUACACCUUUGUCAGAUCUAAUCAGAAAUCAUUUACCGAUUAUUCUAAAUUUGACAUGAGGGCCCUCCACAGGAAGAUUAUCUGCCUCUGCUACUCGGCUAACAUUUACUAUGCCCAUUUGUCCUUCCUGAAGCGCAAGUACUCUUCCAUCCUGGUGAAGAAUUAUUUCACCCUGCAUGGGAAGGAUUCCAUAGUACACACUCCUACCAAUUCUGACACCGAGUUGGAUAGCUUCACUUUGAAGAGGAAGGCUAAUCGGAGUAGUGUUUCUCAGGGAAAUCAGAAGAGGAAGAGUGUGAAGGGUGACAUUUAUGUGGGAUGCACACAACCGGGGGGUGAAGGUGCUGUCGCUAGGGAGGCUACAGUCUCCGUGUCAGAUGGGGAUCGCUCGAGUGGGCAUCAACACGAAAGUGAAAAGAAAAUAAAGUGGGAAAAUGACAACAGUUUGGAGGAAUCAGAAUUUUCUUGGGCGGAUGAAAGCGAUCCUAAUGCUGCUCCGAUGGGGAAAAGGAAGAAAAAAAUCUUAGACAGAAGCUUGCUCGCGUGGCAGUUCAAGGCGAGCACAAUAAACUGGUGGUUCGACCACCCUUUCAAGGAUUUGGUCUACUCAUACGAAAAUGAUAAUUUGAAGAGCAGUUUGAAGGGCAGUUUGAAGAGCGAAAUAGACGCUCUGCUAGACAGUACAGAGGAGAAGAGUGUGGGCAAUCUUCACGACAUGGAGAGUGUGCUGGAGAUUAACAAGUACCUGUGCGAGAUGGCCUUGCCUAGAGCGAUCCUUCAGAUGAUAGAGAGGAAAUACGCCUUCAACAUAGCCAUCAACCUCAUCAACACCAUUAUUAAGUGUAAAAAUGAAUACAGUAAUUCCAUAAAACGAGUAGAUUAUUUCAGAAGACUUUUUUUGAAUUUUGAAAAAGCAAAGUGGACAGAUAAUAAGAGCAUCCUCUACAUAGAGGAAAUAUAUAAAGUAGUGGAAAAUGACGUAAAGAAAUGUAUAAGCUUUUUAAUCGAUAUAGUCACUCCAUACUGUUUUAAGAAUCAGGAGGUGUUGUUAUCCAUGCUUAAGGAGUUUAAGAAUUACUACACUAGUGUAUAUGCCCUUGUAUACAAUUUGGAGGAUUACUUAUUUUUGCUUAAGGAGAAAGAGAAUGAAAAGGAGAAACACCUCUUUACGAAUGAUGAUUUCGCGAGGUGUUGGUCCAGUCGGUAUUCCUUUUCCUUUUCUGUGUACUACUCCUUGUUAUUUAAGCUAGACGAUUUGAUAGAAAUGGUGCGAACUCUCUUGAGUCAACAGGGGGUCAAGAGUCGAAGCGGAAACACAGCUAGUUCGGCUGCCGGUGAUGAAGUUCACCGGGAGGAGUACUCCCCCCUGAUGGGACACGGGCAGAAAAUCCUUCCUGAGAAGAAAAAGGCGUACAAGAGAUAUCUGACCAUUCAGAACAGUAGUUUGAAGAGAGGAUUGAAAGAUGAAACAGAGAGGAAAGUGAAUGUAGAAGAUAUUUCAAACUCGAUAAAUUUGUUUUUACACGAAUAUGUCAAUAUGCUUCUCCUACCUCCAUUGUUUUGUCACCCUUUGGCAUACGAAAUGGUUAUGCACAAGCCGGAUAAGGAGUUUACAGAUCUUAUGACUAGGGAUAUAAAGACGGAGCUUCUGCAAACCCUAUGUUACACGAAUCCCUACAAGACGGGGAGCCUCAUCUGUUCGUGUUGCUCCUUCCCGGAGAAUACCACUAACCCUGACAUGAGCACUAACAUAGUUGACGACGGCAAGGUCUACCUAAACCCCUACUACGACAACAUUUCUUCCCUGGAAGACUUGAUUAACGUGUACAGGAUUUAUGAGCGCUGCAACAAGACGGUUGACCUGUACAACCUGUUCAUCCUCUUCGUGAACGUCAAGGUGGAUGGCACCGCGGAGGGGGUAACACCAUCAUCCGCAACAACAUCAUCGGCUAUACCAUCAUCAGGAACAUCGGCGUCGACCCCACCUCUCUGCACGCAUAUACUGCAGGAAUACUACCUUAAGUUCAUCAUCGCCGUAAACACCUUCUGCUCUUUUCUUAAAAUUCUGAAACCCCCCAAUGUGUCUGCCUUGCUGAACUACACAGAAAAGUGCGAAAACGUUUCGGAUGAUGAGGCGGAAGAGGACGGGAAGGGAGGGAAGCACGGCGGAGAGCAAUCCAUUGGCAAGUAUAUCUCCGACAUUAGGAAGUCCCUACAGGGGUGCACAAGCAAGAAAUUGCUAUUUGGAAAGUUGUACUACAACCAGACAAUUGUGUCGCGCGAAAUGCACUUGCAGAGGUUGCUGAUGCAGUACAAUUCGGACUUCCGCAGGGAGGUGCAGUGCGGGAACGAGCCUUCCGGCAAGCGCGCGAGAAUUUAA
This is a messenger RNA of Plasmodium knowlesi strain H, 4284 nucleotides long. Its product is annotated as conserved Plasmodium protein, unknown function. NCBI's taxonomy places the organism in Eukaryota, Apicomplexa, Aconoidasida, Haemosporida, Plasmodiidae. The record is from RefSeq and is a predicted model, not a curated record. The transcript has a single exon. The coding region runs from base 1 to 4284 and encodes 1427 amino acids.